Penaeus indicus is the source of this 1719-nucleotide messenger RNA. Its product is annotated as prostamide/prostaglandin F synthase-like. The record is from RefSeq and is a predicted model, not a curated record. The transcript has 5 exons. NCBI's taxonomy places the organism in Eukaryota, Metazoa, Arthropoda, Malacostraca, Decapoda, Penaeidae. The coding region runs from base 215 to 727 and encodes 170 amino acids.
UGAAGAGCAGAUCAGUCACUCGCCAGCGAUCGCGGUAGAAGGACGUCCAUUGUCUCUCGUGUAGAAUUUUUAGUUAUAAUUCGAAAUAAUGGCUCAACUCGACAAGAUUGCUGAUAAUAUUGUCAAGAAAGCUAAUACUAAGGAGGAUGUGAAGAUGAGCAGCUUCUGGGCAGAAGGAAGCUGCGUCCUCUUCUUCAUGCGGCGGUUCGGAUGAAUGUUCUGCCGUGUGGGAGCCAAAGAGCUUAGUCUCUUGGCCCCACAGCUCGCCCAGGCUGGUGUGAGGCUCAUCGGCAUUGGCCUGGAGGAAUUAGGGGUCGAGGAGUUCAUCGAGGGAAAGUUCUUCGAUGGAGAAUUAUAUAUCGACACAGAUAAGAAAAACUACAAAGCCCUUAAUUUCCGAAACCUCAGUGUUCUUGCCCUGAUUCCAGCCCUAGUAGCCAAAGUAGCCAGGGACACAGUACGAAAGGCCAAACAAUUGGGGAUAUCAGGAGACAUGAAGGGUGACAAAAUGCAGACUGGAGGAUUGCUUGUUGUAUCGCCUAAAGGCGAGAAAGUAUUGUAUGAGUUUAAACAAGAAAAUCCAGCUGACCAUGCAGAGAAUGCAGCAAUUUUAAAAGCCCUUGGCUUAGAAGCAGGGGAAGCAGCUGUUGGAGGAGACAAGAAAGAUAGCAUGAACGUGACAGACUUGGAGUGUGAAGAUGUGUGUGCUAUGCCAGCUAAGAAGUAAACAUGUGUGGGACUGCCAUGUACUCUCUGCAAUGUGUAUGACCGUUGCAACUGGUUUUCAAUUUUUUGUAAUGCAUGUCAGAAUGUUUACCACUUUGCUGAAUUCCAUAUUGAAAUAGGAGAUACUAAAUGUUAAAGACGUUUGAUAUAUCUUUCUGCCAACAAGGACUAUAGAAAUUCUUAGUUUAUGAUUUCAAAUAAUAUGCCUCUCCCUAAAAAAAAGAAAAAAAAAUCAUUAGUAUUUCACAAGUGCUCAUAUUCAUUCCAAAUUUAUAGGGGACAAAGAUCAACAAAACAUGUUGCACAUGUUUACUGUGCCUUUUAUAAUAAUGAAAAAAAUAUUUUUAUAGCAUGGUGCUGCUGAUAAGGAUAGUUUAUCAUUAGGUCAUUAAUCAAUGCUGGAUAUACUUUUUGAUAUGUAAAAAAAAAUUAUAUGCCCCUUUACUUUUGCAGCCUAAUAGAUUUUUUGAUAGUUUCAAGUCCACCAGAGAUUAGCCUCCAUAUAUAGUUAUCGAUGUCUUCUAAUGAACAAUUUGGAAAACUACUUAAGUGAGAUAUCAUGUGUUUUCAUGAUAAUGCACAAGAAUGAAUAGAUAGUGCCAUUUGAGGAUGUAGAAUGAUUGCUAGAAUCUUUGUCAUACAGUAACACUCAGGAACUAACAAUAUCUUUAUUAAAAUAUUAACACAUGGCAGAUCUCAUUAAUUUAAAUGUUUAGCUUGAUUACACUGUGUCACAAACUUUAUUAUCAUAAUAAUAAUUUCCUUUUUUUUUUACGUCAUGAAUAAUUGUAUGGGUGUAUUUUUUCUGUUCGAGAAGCAUAUUCUGCAUUUUAUACAUAUUUAUACUGGCUUUGAUGUAUGAAGUCUUGUGUAUAAAUGAAAUUUUCAGGACACAAGAUGGAUGUGUAGAAAGCCAUUGUUUAUAUGUGUGAAUUAAGCAUGGAAGAGCUUCUGGUUACGUGAUCCAAUGUUGCGCAUAAACAGAUGAAAAGA